Molecule: messenger RNA, 933 nt
Organism: Peromyscus californicus insignis
Lineage: Eukaryota; Metazoa; Chordata; Mammalia; Rodentia; Cricetidae
Product: MICOS complex subunit Mic10-like
Exons: 1
Coding region: 631-933 (100 amino acids)
Cellular component (GO): MICOS complex; mitochondrion; mitochondrial inner membrane
Source: RefSeq, a predicted model, not a curated record
ACAACUGUCUGUAACUCCAGUUCUGGGCGAUUUGGGGUGAUUACUGGUGUAGAUGCUGAUUUCUGGAUUGUCUUUGUUGGGUGGGUGUUUUGUUCCUUGGUUUCUGUUUCCUCUCCCGAUUUUUGGAGAGUGUAAUGUCUGUGUGUUGCCUGUUUUCUGGCCUGCUUAUCUGGUGUGUUAACAGGAACUGACUGCUGAUGUUGGAGGCUGAGAUCCUGGGAUGAGUUGGGGAAGAAGGUCUUUGUGAUCCCUCGGGGAUGGGGUCAGAGAGGGAAGGAAGACCACAGCAAGUUUCUGUGCCAGAGCUGGGGGGAUUGGAUCUCAGGAGCAGUCGGAGAGGUUAGGUCCAUCUUCAGCCUAUUUGUUGUCCUGGGAGGAGCAUCCCUUGGGUUAGCAGGGAGUGCCUGCUUUGGUUCGGGUCUGGGACAAAGCAGCAAGUGAGGAGAGGAAGGUUAGAGGGGGGAGAGCUAUGGGAUCCACAGGUGUGGUAGUUUGAAUGUAAUUGGCCCCCAUAAUCUCGUCUGGAGUGGCACUAUUAGGAGGUGUGGCUUUGUUGAAAUAGGUAUGGCCGAGAGAUCAGCUGGGGGGCGGGUGCGGGCAUGAGGAGCUCUGGAGUUGCCGGUGGGGAACAUGUCAGGGUCUGACCUCGCCAGAAAGUGGGACCGGUGCAUGGAGGAGGUGGAGGUGAAGCUAGGUACAGGCUUUGGAUUAGGAGUUGCUUUCUCUCUCACCUUCUUUAAAAGAAGAAUGUGGCCAUUAGCCUUCGGUUCUGGCGUGGCCUACUCCAACUGUCAGCAUGACUUGCAGGCCCCGUAUCUUCUACAUAGAAAAUAUGUCAAAAGAGCAGUGACGUAUGCUGAGAACAUCCCAGUGGCAGGAAAGAGAAACCAUGUUUACUCCUCAGGAAUACUGAAGUGCCCUGGAGUGUGCUGA